AUGGUAAGAGCACAGAAUUUUGCCGGGCGCUUCAAGAGUAAGGCCCACCAGCUGAAUGGCAACACAUUUUGCGGCCCUGUUUCUUUUUCUGCAAUUGAUCACAGGGGCAAAAGCCAAACGGUGUCAACGCGAAAUAACUCAGGGCCAGAGGCUUUAGUACGUGUUCACGAUAAGAUCGAGGUGGUAUCUGUGCCUGGCCAGAGUGGGAGUCUGAAUUGGCAUGACUGUGCCCAGUCACUUGCAUUUGACGAGUUAGAUGCCAGAGAGCGGCUAAUAGAAACGCAAUCAGCCGGCACUUGUGAAUGGCUGUUGGACUCACCGGAUUAUUUGCGAUGGGUCGACGAACACGGCUUACUUCUGAUAAGAGGCAAGCCUGGAUGCGGAAAAUCUACCCUUUUGAAGUUUGUACUGAGCCAACAAACGAAAUCCGUUGCCCCGCCAGGGUCUCUCGUGCUGUCAUUCUUCUUCUAUGCCAGCGGCACAGAUCUUCAGAGUAGCACAUCGGGCUUUUUCCGAUCGCUUUUGCUUCAGCUGCUUGAGAAAGAUGAGCCUUCAAAGUCAGCCUUUAUGGAGAUUUGCCGCAAAUUUUGUAGGUUUGAAGGAAGCGGAAAGCCGCGUUUAAAAUGGAAUCAGUUCGAACUCGAAGGUUAUUUCCAGAACCUUGUGCUUGACUGUGCCUCCCGCCGGAAAAUUUUGAUAUUCGUCGAUGCUCUCGACGAAUGCAAUGAUAAGGACCGAGAUCGUCUGAUCAGUUCCUUUCAUACUCUUUGUCAGAUGAAUGAGGGGCCGAACAGACCGGGAAUUUUCGUUACGUGCCGUCCAUACCCGGACGGUCAAAUCAGGGCAGACUUUCAAAUCCGACUUGAAGAAGAGAGCCAGAAUGACAUUCGAACUUUUAUAGAGCAGAACUUGCGAUUACCGGAUGAAACACCCGCAGACGCAGACGAGUUAAAGAGUACUCUGCUGAGUAAAGCUAAGGGCCUCUUUCUCUGGCUUGUCUUGAUCAUUCCGCAAAUCCACGACAUGAGUGGCAAAGGGUUGAGCUUAAGGAAAAUUCAAUCUGAAAUCCUCGAAAGCUCACGAGAGCUGGAUAGCCUAUACGAAGGACUCUUGAGAAAGAUUGAAAACGACGAGCUCCGGGAAGCUAGCAUCUUGUUUCAAUGGAUCUGUUUUGCGACCCGGCCGCUAUCUCUCGAUGAGCUCAGAAUUGCAAUGACAGUCCAUUUGAAUGGCUCAAAAAAGUCAUUGAGAGAAUAUGAAGAUGCAGAAAACUAUGGAUCGAUACCAAACGAAGCCAAGAUGAAGAAGCGGAUGAUUCACUUGAGCAGAGGGCUCGUGGACACCACCACAAAUACCAACUGCAACGAGGGCAAAGCCGUAGUCAGCUUUUAUCACGACACAAUCAGAGACUUUAUGCUGAGAAAAGGGUUAAAAUACCUCGAUGGACGUUUGCGUGAUCCUCGAAGCCUUGCGAAAGGUGCUAAUGUUCAAUUAGCAAACAAAUGUCUCCUUUACUUGUCAACGGACGAGAUUCGUAUCGCUUUCCUGAAAAAGGACGCGAGUCCAAAGAGAGAGUUUCAUUUCCUCGAUUAUGCGGCGAGGUAUUGGCUCUCUCAUGCUGUCACGGCGGAGAGGGAGAGCUUAGGGGAGGAGAUUCUCUGGCCGACUGAAACUAUACUCGACGUAUGGGUCAAAGCAUCGAGAGACUUGGAGCAUAGUUUGAGCAAAAGCGCUACAGAAGGGACAUCUUUGAUGCACAUCGCAGCCGAAUAUGGGCUUCAAGAAUUAGCAAAGAGGAUUAUGUGCACAAGGGGACAAAGAAGAUCAACUUCCUUGAGACACGCGCAACCGAGCAUGCGCAGUGCUUUCCAGUUGGGGGUGAAGAAGCCCAUAUCGAUGGCGGCAGGGAAGCACGAAUCGGCAAUGAUCGGAAAGAUACCACUUAGCCACCGACAGGGUCAGCCAAAGACAAAAAGAGGAGGCGGGUUAAGGACAAUGUCUACCAAAAUGUGUGGAGACGGAAAGGGCCAGGUAGUAAGCCCUGGCACAGUGAAUUCGAGCAUAACUAAGGACCAGGGGGGACUGAAUAUGGGAUAUAAGCAAAUGGAGGAAACGGGAUAUGCGGAAUUGGUGAAUGCUCAAAACAAUAACGGUGAUUCACCACUACAUCUAGCUGCAGAACACGGCUGCAUCGGCAUGGUGGCAUUUUUAUGCAGGUCGGGAAGCAAAACUGGAGAACCGAAUCAUGAUCAUUGCACACCGCUGCACAAAGCAUCCCAAAACGGACACCUUAAGGUAGUGGAGUUUCUAUAUAUGCAUGGAGCGGAUGCCGAUCUGCAUCGGACAACAAAGCAUGACACUACACCAUUUUUUGCGGCUUGUAAUUCUGGCCAUAUUGAAGUUGUGAAGUUUCUGUAUGAGCAUGGGGUAGACUGUGAUCUUCAUCGCACGAUGAAGCAUGGCUGGACUCCAUUUUCUGCCGCUUCAAAUUCUGGUCACCUUGACGUUGUGAAAUUCCUAUAUGAGCAUGGGGUAAACCUUCAUGUUCCUAUAGGAAAUGGCUGGACUCCAUUUGCUUUAGCUUCAUAUUCUGGCCACCUUGACGUUGUGAGGUUUCUAUACGAGCAUGUGGCAGAUGCCGAUCUCCAUAUUCCCACUGAAUAUGGCUGGACUCCAUUUUCAGCGGCCUGUGAGUCUGGUCAUCUCGACGUUGUGAGGUUUCUGUAUAACCAAGGUGCGGUUUCAGACAUUCAUGCCACGAUAAAAGAUGAUCGAACUCUAUUAUCGGUGGCUUCAUGCUCUGGCCACCUCGACGUUGUGAAGUUUCUAUAUGAGCAUGGGGCAGACGUCGAUCUUCAUAUUCCCGAUAAGAAUGGCUGGACUCCAUUUUCAGCGGCUUCAUGCUCUGGCCACCUUGACGUUGUGAAGUUUCUAUAUGAGCAUGGGGCAGACGUCGAUCUUCAUAUUCCCAAGAAAGGUGGCUGGACUCCAUUUGCUUUAGCUUCAUAUUCUGGCCACCUUGACGUUGUGAGGUUUCUAUAUGAGCAUGGGGCAGAUGCCGAUCUCCAUAUUCCCACCGAAUAUGGCUGGACUCCAUUUUCAGCGGCCUGUGAGUCUGGCCAUCUCGACGUAGUGAAGUAUCUAUAUGACCAAGGUGCGGUUUCAGACAUUCAUACCACGACAAAAGAUGAUCGAACUCCAUUAUCGGCGGCUUCAAAUGCUGGCCACCUCGACGUUGUGAAGUUUCUAUAUGAGCAUGGGGCAGACGUCGAUCUUCAUAUUCCCGAUAAGAAUGGCUGGAUUCCAUUUUCAGCGGCUUCAGAUUCUGGCCACCUUGACGUUGUGAGGUUUCUAUAUGAGCAUGGGGCAGACGUCGAUCUUCAUAUUCCUAAUAAGAAUGGCUGGACUCCAUUUUUAGCGGCUUCAGAUUCUGGCCACCUUGACGUUGUGAGGUUUCUAUAUGAGCAUGGGGCAGACGUCGAUCUUCAUAUUCCUAAUAAGAAUGGCUGGAUUCCAUUUUCAGCGGCUUCAGAUUCUGGCCACCUUGACGUUGUGAGGUUUUUAUAUGAGCAUGGGGCAGAUGUCGAUCUCCAUAUUCCCACUGAAUAUGGCUGGACUCCAUUUUCAGCGGCCUGUGAGUCUGGCCAUCUCGACGUUGUGAGGUUUCUAUAUGAGCAUGGGGCAGAUGCCGAUCUCCAUAUUCCCACCGAAUAUGGCUGGACUCCAUUUUCAGCGGCCUGUGGGUCUGGCCACCUUGACGUUGUGAGGUUUCUGUAUGAGCAUGGGGCAGAUGCCGAUCUCCAUAUUCCCACCGAAUAUGGCUGGACUCCAUUUUCAGCGGCCUGUGAGUCUGGCCAUCUCGAAGUCGUCGAGUUCCUUUGCGAUCAUGAAGCUAGCGUUGAAGCCCAGGAUAUCUGUGGGCGUACUUCCCUUUUCCUUGCCUCCGCGAGAGGUCACAUGGAAGUAGUGCAACAUCUUCUGUCCCGCGGAGCUAUGGUAGAUACCAAUGACCGAUAUGGUUCAACCCCGCUUUUUGCGGCUGUAAGAAAUGGACAUGAGAAGGCUUUUAUCUUUUUACGUGACCUUCAGGGCGCUUACAUCCGAUUUGAAGACGGCUUCGGUCACACUUUGCUUUGGUGGGCCAGAAAGACGGGGAACACCACACUUACUGAGGCUGUCAUACAAAUUGCCCAAGUAAGAGGCAUGCAAGUUUCCGAGACUGACAUGGCUGUCGAGGCGAGCUCAAUGUCGAUAGGCGGGUCUACACAGUGGUGUGAUAUAUGCACUCGAUUCUUUCCUGAUGGGAGCGCCUACCACCAAUGUUCUAUCUGUCAGGGUAGCGCCUUCGAUAUCUGCACGGAGUGCUUUGAGAUGGGCGCGCGAUGUCUGGAUGGUUCCCAUGAGUUGGCUUUCCAUGAGCCUACCGUUCUUUAG
This is a messenger RNA of Penicillium longicatenatum, 4434 nucleotides long. Its product is annotated as ankyrin repeat domain-containing protein. Bases 1 to 4434 code for a protein of 1477 amino acids. The record is from RefSeq and is a predicted model, not a curated record. Gene Ontology annotation, molecular function: protein binding. The transcript is spliced from 2 exons. Lineage: Eukaryota; Fungi; Ascomycota; Eurotiomycetes; Eurotiales; Aspergillaceae.